Messenger RNA from Malassezia vespertilionis, 1773 nucleotides. RefSeq lists its product as uncharacterized. The transcript has a single exon. Bases 1 to 1773 code for a protein of 590 amino acids. The record is from RefSeq and is a predicted model, not a curated record. Lineage: Eukaryota; Fungi; Basidiomycota; Malasseziomycetes; Malasseziales; Malasseziaceae.
AUGUCAUUUGCGCUCGACGUCCCACAGACGCCGCACGCGAAGCGGCGCAUGGCGUGGACACCGUCGCCCACGGAGUGUGCGACGUGGACAUCGCCCAAGCGGCACAAGCACAAGCCGGUCCAGAGCGAGCGGCCGGUCCGCAUGCACGAUGCGCUGCCAACACAGCACGACGCAUGCGCUCGCUGGACAGGCACGCCCUCUAUAUUUUUCGGCACGCCGCAGCAUGCGGAGCGUGCGGCACGCCAGGCUGCUGAGCUAGUUCGGCCAGGCCUGUGCUCCGCCACCACACCCCUGCGCGCCGCGCCCGUAGAUUUUGAAAUGUACGGCUCGCCCGGCGUUGCGCGCGCGCAAUCGCCACAAGGCAGUGCCUGGGAGCACAAGGUGCUUUUGCGCGAGACGCUGGGCGAUGUAUCCAAUGCAAGUCCUGCGUCUGCGUACCCAGCCAUGCGCCCGUCGCCCGUCCAGGGUGGACUGCACGACGCGGCCUCGUCCAAGCUGCAGCGCCCACUCUCGCCUGCCAAAAGUCCAGCACCGACGAUCCGGCAUGUGCCACCACGGAUGGAGAUGGACGUGUUUUCCUCGCCGCCGCUGCGGCAGACAGACCGCUUUGUGUUUGGUGUUGACGACCAGCCCAACGAUACCUACUUUUACACGGGCCCGAUGAGCCCUGCCAAGCCUGCGAGUCCAGCGCUGAGCGCAGCGCAGCCCACGCCUCACCGCCCCCCGUCGACCUUGGCGCACAAUGCACCCGUGUUUCGCGCACAGCACGCCGCAGGCACGCCGGCGUCCCUCUCUGCGCAGUGGGACCGUGCCAAGACGAGUGCGGUGGAAUCGAUCCGUGCACGCGCCUCGCGCGUUUCGGCUGCGGAAGAAAAUGCGGCGGCGCAUGUGCCUUUGCGCAACACCUCGCCGCUCCGCGCAUCAGCGAGCCGGCUCCUGCGCCCCGUCAAGUUCGCCACCAGCGUUCCUGCCUCGCGCGUCUGGGAUCCGCCGAAAAUUGUGGACAAGGAAGACGAGCAGCCGCCGGUGCCGCCGCCCAAAGACGUCGGCCGCGCGCAGCGCAUCUCGCGGCCGCGCGCGCCGCUGCGCCCAACGACCAACACAGAGUGGAGCGCGCCGCAAGCGCCGAGUAGCCACGGCGAUGUGGAGGCUGCGGAGGAGGGUCGUAUGCGGGAGGAAAAAACCAGCGCUGCAUCUGCGCUGCACGCCGAAGCACUCGAGCCAGGCCGCUCACGCACCCUCACACGGCCGCGCCGUGUGCCCGUGCCGCGGCCGAGGAUUCCGCCGCCGCCGCCCAUGUCUGCGACCGAGCUGCAGCGGCUCACGUCAAAACACACGCGCAUGAACGGGGCGCAUACCGUCGAGAUCGACACACACGUCCAGCGGAUCUAUGGUGAGCGCCCUGCGAGCCCUUCUGCUGCGUUCCAUAGUGCGACACGGACGCGUGCGCUGCAUUGGACACAGGCGUGCGUCGCGGAGAUGAACGAGAUAGGCGAGUGCGUCGGGCAUGCGCUCGGCGCCGGAGAAGACGAGGCGUACAUCACUCCGCCAGCGUGUACGGAGAGAAAAGCUCGGGGCGUGCGAUGGGACAAACGGCUAGUCGUGAGCCCCACACUUGUGCGGCAGCACUCCAAGCCGCCGCGCAGUGCACUGCAGCACAAACCGCUGCUGGACGCGUAUGGAAAUGUUGGCGGCCCCAUGCCGCUGCCACGCACAAAGGAGCGCGUUGCCGUGAAGCGGUUGGUGUACGACGACGAUAUCGAGCAGGUGUAG